Messenger RNA from Vitis riparia (riverbank grape), 1840 nucleotides. RefSeq names its product lysine histidine transporter-like 8. The transcript has 5 exons. Bases 83 to 1825 code for a protein of 580 amino acids. Gene Ontology annotation, cellular component: plasma membrane. The record is from RefSeq and is a predicted model, not a curated record. NCBI's taxonomy places the organism in Eukaryota, Viridiplantae, Streptophyta, Magnoliopsida, Vitales, Vitaceae.
AUAUGCCAGUUUAGGGUGUGUGAGCAAAGCCAGAAGGAAGAGUUGAUUACAAAGAGGGAGAGCUGAUUACAUACAGGCAUCUAUGAACAUGGGUGAUCACAGUGAAGUUAGCUCUGCUCCAAUUACUCCUAGGCCGAUGACACCAAGGCAAGGGACACCGCCUAUAUCGGCUCCAAUUACCCCUAGGCCAAUGACACCAAGGCAAGGGACACCGCCUAUAUCGGCUCCAAUUACCCCUAGGCCAAUGACACCAAGGCUAAUGACACCGCCCAUAUCGGCUCCUCCGUCGCAGUUCCACUCUCCUUCCCUCUCCCGGUCACCGCUGCUAAUUUCCAUCGGAGGAGACCAAGUGGAACCUGCAGGCAAAACACCCAAAACAUCCAAAACAUCAACACCCAGAACAUCCAGGACUCCGAAUUUUAGGACUCCUAUAAUCAGAACCCCUCGCUUCAUUACUCCCUUGGGGAGCCCCAUUAGGAAGGCGUUGCGCUUCACUAAGCUCGACCCUCAAGAUGCUUGGCUGCCCAUCACUGAGUCAAGAAAUGGAAAUAUAUACUAUGCUGCCUUCCACACCCUCUCUUCUGGGAUAAUUGGAAUUCAAGCCCUAGUCCUCCCUGUGGCCUUCACUGUUCUUGGGUGGACAUGGGGGACCAUCUGCUUGACAGCAGCAUUCAUAUGGCAACUCUACACUCUAUACUUACUUGUCCAUCUCCAUGAAUCCCCCGAAACCGGCAUGCGAUUCAGCCGAUACCUUCAGCUCUUCAAUGCAACUUUUGGUGAGAAGAUGGGGAAUAUUUUUGCGAUAUUUCCGAUAAUGUAUCUAUCAGGAGGAACAUGUGUUGCCCUAAUCAUCAUGGGAGGCUCAACAAUGAAGCAGUUCUACCUGACAGUCUGCGGUGGCGCCGCCUGCUCGCCGAACCCACCAACAACUGCAGAGUGGUACUUGAUAUUCACAUGUGCUGCAGUUGUGCUGUCCCAGCUGCCCAACUUGAACUCCAUCGCCGGUGUUUCGCUGAUCGGCGCUGUCACUGCAGUGACCUAUUGUACCAUGAUAUGGGUAGUGUCUGUGGCUGAGGGGAGCUUGUCUGGGGUUUCAUACAAUCCAGUUUCGUCCAGCUCAGAAAUUGGUAGAAUUUUUGAUGUUUUGAAUGCACUUGGGAUCAUUGCUUUUGCCUUCAGAGGCCACAACCUCAUCCUUGAGAUUCAGGCCACAAUGCCAUCUGAUGAGAAGCAUCCAUCACAUGUGCCAAUGUGGAAGGGUGUCAAGGUUUCAUAUACGAUAAUUGCAAUGUGUCUCUUUCCCCUAACCUUUGGGGGCUAUUGGGCAUAUGGUCAAUCGAUACCGAGCGAUGGGGGCGUGCUAGCGGCAUUGUUUCAAUACCAUGGCCGUGACACAUCUCAAGUCAUCUUAGGACUAACAAGCUUAUUCGUCAUAAUUAACGCGGUAAGCUCUUUCCAAAUCUAUGGCAUGCCAACAUUCGACGACAUCGAGUCCAAGUACACCAUGAGAAAGAAGAAGCCAUGUCCAAAGUGGCUCAGGGCACUUAUCCGGGCCUUGUUUGGAUUUGGGUGCUACUUAAUGGCCGUGGCCUUACCAUUCGUGAGCAAGUUGACUGGACUUCUUGGUGGCUUCGCCCUACCAAUCACAUUAGCCUAUCCAUGCUUCCUGUGGCUCAAGACCAAGAAACCAAAAAUGUAUAGCCCAAGUUGGUUGAUUAAUUGGGGAUUAGGGACAUCAGGGAUGGGGCUAAGCGUAAUAGUAAUCGUGGCCAGUAUAUAUGUUCUGAUUGAUACUGGGAUUCACGUUAGCUUCUUUAAUCCUUAGUGAUUAAUGAAUUUA